This is a messenger RNA of Saccharomyces eubayanus, 942 nucleotides long. RefSeq lists its product as uncharacterized. The record is from RefSeq and is a predicted model, not a curated record. The transcript has a single exon. The coding region runs from base 1 to 942 and encodes 313 amino acids. NCBI's taxonomy places the organism in Eukaryota, Fungi, Ascomycota, Saccharomycetes, Saccharomycetales, Saccharomycetaceae.
AUGAAGCCAUCAGUGCCAGCCACCCCAGCGGGGUCCAGAAACUCCCUGUGGUCAAUUUUGAUCUAUCUUUUCGCUGUCCAGGGUCUAGGGUCCGCCAUCAUUUCAGGCGGCAUAGAGUUCGCCAUUGCCUACGCUAUGUACCAUUCCCGCAAAGAUCGCAUCACCCUGUGGGCGUUCCCUCACACACUCUCGGGAGAUUGUGCGCUGAGUCUGCUCAUUCAGGUCGGCCUCACAUGGGCCAGUGAAGAGCUCUUGGUCGGGUUCGAUGACUACAAAAAACCUGUGUUUAGACUAAAUAAAUGGGUUGUGAAGCCAUCGCCUCUGCGGAACGACUCCAGCGAAGAGAUCCCGGCGCCCAGGAAGCGCUUCAUUGUAGACUACUUCGAGUCCGAAAACAACCUUAUUUCCAAUCAAAGCGCUCUCUAUAACAACCACAAGUGGCUAUUCGCCUUUCUAGAGGUUAACCGAGGGAUUAUACCCAAGGGUAGCGAUGCCACGCUGAAAGGCUUUCUUGCAUCUCAAUUCAUUCAUGACAGCUCCCGCUCUAAGUUUGUGAACUUUCUGGAAUGGACGGUACAGAAAUUCAUCAGAUCCAUGAUUCUAGCCGUGCCCAUGUUCAUCGUAAUUUGGCCCAUUAGUAUGGGGAUUCUUGCUGGCAUAGGCCACAAGAUGGGGUCCUACGAAUACUACUUCAACGAUUACCCGCUACCGCAAGUUAUGAAGUUGAUUUCCGGUGUUGUCAUUGCGUUGGUAUGCACCCCAGCGACCAUCGUCGUCAUUGCGUUGCGAAACCAAUUCCAUGAAGAGCUUUACUAUGAAGGUUUAGCCAAUGGCACGCUACUACAGGACCAAGAAAGCAGUUCCGCGGGUAAUGUCAGUUCGGGGUCCACAGAUCAAGAUGUCAGCAGCACCAAGCAACAAUCUAUGGAAGCAAUGGUAUGA